UGCAGUGAUGUUUGCAUACUUUUCAAGGAUCGUUGCUCUUAUAUAUGUAAAUACAUGUGAGCAACGGCACAUACACAAAGCAACAUGCUAGUGCAAGCUUAUAACCUAAUGGCUCAUGCCUUCCUUCUCUUCCUCUUAUUCACUUACAUUAUAUCUACAAAUAUUCAUGCCUGCAAACAAAUUGAACGCGACUCCCUCCUGUCCUUUGCCUCCACUCUCUCUUCUCCUCCUUUAAAUUGGACAUCCAUUGAUUGCUGUCGCUGGAAGGGCGUCACUUGUGAUCCAGAUGGUUGUGUCACCCGUUUGCUGUUGCCUUCCAUAGGGCUUAAAGGAGGUAUCUCUCCCUCUUUACUUGGAAAUCUCACACAUCUCACCCACUUGAACCUUUCCCACAAUUCACUAUAUGGUUCACUUGAAACUCAGUUCUUCUUGUCUUUGAAUCGACUUGAGAUCCUUGAUUUGAGCUAUAACCGUCUUUCUGGAGAGCUACCACUUUCUCUACCAUCCAGCAAUAUCCGGACAGUCGAUUUGUCCUGCAAUCACUUCUUUGGUGCAAUUCCAUCUUCUAUCUUCCAACAGGCUAGCAACUUGACAAGUUUCAAUGUCAGCAACAAUGCCUUCACCGGGUAUGUUCCGUCCUCUAUUUGUCUCCAUUCUUCUCCCUCCCUUAGGCUAUUGGAUUUUUCUUCCAAUGUAUUCAGUGGCAACCUUGCUCUUGGGCUAGGGAAGUGUUCCAAACUGCAGGUUUUUCGUGCGAGUCACAAUAACCUCUCAGGAUUACUUCCAGAAGAUAUCUAUAAUGCUACCAAACUUGAAGAAAUUACAUUACCUCUCAAUUCACUACAUGGAGCCAUUAGUGAUAAAAUUGUCAACCUCACAAACCUUGCCAUCCUUGACCUCUACUUUAAUCAUUUUGGCGGCGAGCUUCCUCUCAAUUUGGGGAAGCUCUCCAAGUUGAAGUUUGUGACCUUUGACUUCAACAAUUUAGAAGGUGCUUUGCCCCCAUCUUUGAUGAAUUGCACAAACCUUGUAGAACUGCAUUUGAGAUCCAACAACUUGGAAGGAGAUAUCUCCAUGCUUGAUUUCUCCAAACUUAGUCAACUUACUAAACUGGAUCUAAGGAACAAUAACUUCACUGGUACGGUUCCAAUAAGUCUUUACUCAUGUCGGUCCUUAAAAGCCAUUGGAUUGAGUAGAAAUCAUCUAGAGGGACAAAUACAAGUUGAAAUUCUUUCAUUGAAAUCCUUGUCCUUCCUCUCAAUUGGUUUCAACCAAUUCACCAACCUCACAAGAGCAAUGAAGAUAUUGAUGAGUUGCAAAAGUCUUCACGCACUCAUUCUUUCUGCUGCCUUUAAAGGUGAGGGAAUGCCAUUUGAUGAUGACAUGGUUGAUUUUGACGGAUUCCAAAAUCUUCGAAUUUUAAGUUUGGCUGGUUCUGACCUCACUGGUCGAAUACCUGUAUGGUUAUCAAAGCUCAAGAAUAUAGAGGUAUUGAUGCUGGGUGAUAAUCAAAUCACAGGGCCAAUUCCAAGUUGGUUGGGGACUCUUCCUAGACUGUUUUAUAUAGACUUGUCAGACAACCAAAUUUCAGGUGAAUUUCCAAAGCAACUUUGUAGACUACCAAGGUUGAUUUAUGAAGCAGAAGACCAAUAUGAACUUGAAUUGCCAGUCUUCAGCAACAUAAAUACUGGAAAUCAACUUUUUCAUAAAUUGUCUUCUUUUCCAGCAAUAAUAGACUUAUUUAACAAUAACAUGAGUGGUCAUAUACCUACUGAGAUCGGCCAAUUGCAGCUUCUCUACGAGUUGACUCUUUACUCCAACAACUUCUCAGGCGUCAUUCCAGACCAAAUAUCUAACUUAAAAAAGUUAGAGGUUUUGGACCUCUCCAAUAAUCACUUGUCUGGAAUAAUCCCAUCGUCAUUGGCAAGCCUUCAUUUCUUGAAAUAUUUUAAUGCCUCAUACAAUAACCUCGAAGGACCAAUACCAACAAGCACCCAGCUCCAAAGCUUCAACGCUUCUGCCUUUGUGGGGAAUCCAAAACUUUGUGGUGUCCCACUUCCAAAUAAGUGUGGACCAAAUAAGGGCAUUGAUGCAGAUAAAAAGAACAACAAAGACGUGCACAAUGGGCUUCAUCAACUUCCAUGGUUUUAUAUUUUCACUGCGUUGGGGUUCAUAGUGGGAUUUUGGGGAAUAUGUGGUUCUUUAAUUAUUAACAAGACAUGGAGAUACACAUAUUUUCGAUUCAUAGACAAUCUACAAGAUAGGGUCUAUGUGCACAUCAACAUGAUGAAAAAAAGGCUUAGAGGCUAGAUAUAUAUUAUUAAUAUUGUACUUUUUAUUUUGCAUACUCAGUCCAAAGAUAUGAAAACUGAUGCAUAUGCAUGUAACACGGUUGGCAAUUGUGAAGGAUUGAUGUCUAUGUCUAUGUUUUGGAUUGGAAUUCCCUUGCUGCUGUGCUUUGGCAUGUGGGGCUCAAAGGUUAUGUUUGAAUAUUGAAGUCUCCAUUUGUUUUCAUGUCUUUUAACAAAUGGAGCGUAUGGUAAGCGCCCUCAUGCCUUGAAUCAUUUAUCAUCAAAAUAUUUAAUAUCCUAACUGAUCAUGCAUUUCAUACUUUGACAAAAAAAUUUGUGGACUUUGUCUAUACACACGAGGAAGAAACACAUACAUAUGUAGGUGUGCGUUCAGGGCUUCUAAGCCAAUGAAGACAUUCAGAAUUUCAUUUUGGAGUGGAGAAGCUUGUGCUAGGCGCAUAUUUGUGUAUGGGAGCAUGAGUCAUAUUGAUAACAUAUGUUACCAAUAUGAAGUAUCUUGUAAAACUAAUCACUUAGCCCAAAUAGAUGCAUUUGAAUAACUCUAGGGGCAUGUCAGUACCCAAAUCAAGUAUCCGCUCUUUUUACUCCCA
This is a messenger RNA of Prunus avium (sweet cherry), 2902 nucleotides long. Lineage: Eukaryota; Viridiplantae; Streptophyta; Magnoliopsida; Rosales; Rosaceae. The record is from RefSeq and is a predicted model, not a curated record.